AUGAGACACUUUAUAACAGAACGUCAGUGCUGGGAGCAAUCUAGUCUGAGCUGGACUUUAAAAGACGGAGAAGAGUCGCUGUUGGACUCUAUUAAGGGUAGACUCGUAUUCACUUCUUGCUUCUGCUUCUUUUUUUGGAAUUCAAGCCUUUCGCCUGUAGAUAAUCUGACAAGAUGCUGAUCCUUCUGCUUGGAAUCAUCUUCCUGCACAUUUCUGCUCUUGUUCUCCUGUUUGUGUCAACAACUGUCAGUGUAUGGACAACAGGGACAAUGGGAACCUCAGACCUUUGGCUAAACUGUUCUACGGAGAGUAUAGACUGCGACGGAGCAUCAACUGGAGUGUGGAUUCAGGUGGUCCAAGCUCUGAUGAUCCUCUCCAUCAUCUUCAGCUUCCUCUCUCUGUUACUCUUCUUCUGCCAGCUCUUCACUUUGCCGAAGGGCGGACGAUUUAUCCCCACUGGAAUCUUCCAGAUCCUGGCUAGUUUGUUUGUGAUGAGCGGAGCCAUCAUCUAUACGCUGAUGCAUCCUGACUGGGUCUCAGAUGAGUACUCGUUUGGAUACGCCUACAUCCUGGCAUGGGUGGCCUUCCCUCUGGCGCUCAUCAGUGGGCUCAUCUAUGCCGUUUUGAGGAAGCGAGAAUGAAGUGCCACUCCAUCUCAGUGUUACCAGUAACCUUUGAAGUUCCCUUCUGAAUAUUAAGUUGUGAAGCCAAUAUCAAAGAAGUAACACCAAAGGCAAAAAAAAACCCAACUCAAAACACCAAUAGUGUCUGUUAAAAUGAUGUAUAUAGUAUCUAUGGUUUAAAACCUAUUUAUAACACUUUUUACAUAUAUGUACAUAGCCUUUGUGUUGCUCUGUGGACAUUAUGAGCUUUGUUUUAGCUGAAAAAGUGCCUCUGUCUUUAUUUAUAAGUAUGAUGUUAUUAUAAGAUGUUUUAUUUUGUGUUUUCAACCAUUUUUUGGAUAACUGGCAAAAAUUUUGGUAAAUUAGAAAAAAAAGAAAAGAAUUUUGCAGCAUAUUAACUAAAAUGCAUGGUUAGUUAUAUGAGCAAGCCAACUUUAAAUGUAGUCCAAAAAUUUAGCUUAGCUGUUUAAUCUAGGUUAAUUUAGUUUUAUUUUUCUUCUUUCACAUUGUUUUAAUUUCUUAUUUUAAACAAAAAAUAUGGUGCUACAUAUUUAUCAUUCCUAUUACUUAUAGCAAUUAUAUAAAAUAGUUAUUUUGUUUGGAAUCAGUGUGAAACGAUUAUAGGCGAAAGGAGACAGGAACAUUUCGCAGUGUUGGGAUGUCUUUUUGCGGUGUCCUUUUUUCUUCAUCAGCUACUGUAAAGGGUAAAUAAUUGAGAUUGAGGUGGUGCACUAAUAAAGGCAAAAGUCAUUUGGAAUGUCAGUAUUACUCUUGCAGACCUGCACACAGAGAAUCAGCUUUAUUUUAAUUUUUGUUUGCUUUAAUUUGGAUGUUUUUGACAACCUAUGUUGAGGUUUGAAGAAGCCAAAAGGCCUUGGAAGUUAGUUCUUUUAAAGAAAAAUAACACUUUAGGGCCUAGGGAAAUAAUAUAUUCACACUUAAUAUGUAAUAUACUACAAGUACAUGCCAUAAAAGACAAGAUAAGAGGUUAGAGCAACUUAAGACGUAUUAUCCCUAUAAGUGAAGAAAUGACAGAGAGCUACAGUGAUGAAACAACUUUUAGUUUGACAUACUUGAAAGGUUGUACUGCUGCGGUUUCUUUGAUCUCUACUGUAUAACACUGUUUAUAUGUUGUGCAUAACAGCUCCCUUUGACACUGUAGCUUAAAACGUGCACUGAAUAAAGCAACAUUAUCUAGUACUGUGUAUUCCACUGUUACAAGGGACAGACUUCCAGCUUGAAAAGCCAUGUCUCACCUGUAGAGACUCUCUGUGGACGCCAGAAAGCUGAUAGUAAGCGCAUGUUUAUAUUGGCUUUAUCAGCUUUACGUUGGCUUUAUCAACUGGCAAAGUCGGCAACAGAAAUGAAAUCAUGUAAACCCUUGCGUACAUUCUGGCCAAGUUCAGCUUGCAGUACAUUUGUGUGUCCUUAUGCUUGUGGCUGCAAAUACUGAACGUGACCAGUGUCACCCACACUGGGGCCAAGGCACAGCAAAAUGCCAGUUACUCAGAACAUGCAGCUCAUGUUUCACUGUGGAUGUUUCUUGUGUCACAUAAGAUACCAGAGGACUUUAACCACCAUAAGAUGGUACGAGUCCUUCACUUCUCUUAGGUUAGGAUCAAGCAUUUACUUCAGAGCACUUCUUCCUGUUCGACUGUGGCAUUGGGUUCAGUUAGAAGAGAGUACCUCUGAUGAAAACUGCCCUCAUAAUCAUUGUAAAGCCAAAGCCUUUAGUUGUCAAUGCUAUGUUUACGUCAAAACUUAAAGAUGCUUCUCAUGCUAAUACAAUUUUAAUCAUUAAAGAAUGUUUAUUAAAACCUAAA
This is a messenger RNA of Xiphophorus hellerii (green swordtail), 2446 nucleotides long. RefSeq names its product peripheral myelin protein 22b (gene pmp22b). Lineage: Eukaryota; Metazoa; Chordata; Actinopteri; Cyprinodontiformes; Poeciliidae. Bases 174 to 641 code for a protein of 155 amino acids. The record is from RefSeq and is a predicted model, not a curated record. Gene Ontology annotation, cellular component: plasma membrane. The transcript is spliced from 5 exons.